AUGGGAGAUGUGCUGACCGCUCGGCGUUCGCGCGGGGUGGACAAGGAUGACACCUCAGAAGCCCUCAUCAUCGGGCUGCACCCCGCAAUGCAUGCACAUGAAGGGGUCUCCGCGGGCUGUGAGAUGUGCGAGCUCCCAGAACCCCACGACGCCUCAGGAACCUCGUAUCAGGUCCGCGAUGGAAGAUGCGGCAUCUUGCGCUCCUCCAAGUGGGGCCGUGAGGCCCCAUGGCCCGCCCCAGCAAAGAGCUUCACAGACCCCUGA
This is a messenger RNA of Penicillium macrosclerotiorum, 264 nucleotides long. RefSeq lists its product as uncharacterized. The record is from RefSeq and is a predicted model, not a curated record. The transcript has 2 exons. Bases 1 to 264 code for a protein of 87 amino acids. NCBI's taxonomy places the organism in Eukaryota, Fungi, Ascomycota, Eurotiomycetes, Eurotiales, Aspergillaceae.